Vitrella brassicaformis is the source of this 945-nucleotide messenger RNA. Lineage: Eukaryota; Vitrellaceae. The record is from the annotation of a GenBank genome assembly.
ACUGCGCACAGCCACACCCACACCCACAGGCACCGACACAGAAACAUAAACACGCCCACGAUUUUAUGUUAGAUGGCUGACCUCUGCCGUUCUGAGGCUCUUCGGCUGCUGGUGCCGGACAACCACGACAGCUCCGCCAGUGGGGAUCGGCGCCGCUGACACAGACACAGACAGAGACAGAGACAUGUGAAUGUGAUGUCUCUGUCUGUCUGUCUAUUGUGUCUGUCUGUCUGGUUGGUUAGGUGCAUGCCUGGCACGAUUGGCUUCUUUGCUGCCGCCGCACCCUCAGCACCGCCAGCCGUCUUGGGGAAUCUGCACCAACACAGAGAGAGAGAGAGACACUCAUUUCUUUGUCCGUCCGUCCAUUUGUGUGUCUCUCUGUGUCUCUCUCUUGCCGCAGGUCGAUGGCCACGUUGUUGUCAGGAGCGCUCUCGAGUGCGUUGAUGCGCUCGUCCGUCUCGUUGAGCUGUGCCUGGAGUCUCUGAUUCUCGCUGUUGGCCUGGGCGAGUGCGGUCUGCAGUUGGUGCACCUGUCCCUCCAAUUGUGUUUGCGCCAGCUUGGUUUGAGCCAGUGCGGCCGCCACGUCGCUUUUCUCCUCCCCGGCCUCCUCGAGCUCCUCUUCGGUGAUGGUCGCGGCGGGCUGGGCGGCUGGCGCUGCUGCUGGUGGUGGCACUGCUUGGCCAGCGGGAGGUGUCAUUGGUGCGGCUGCGGGGGGCUGAGGGAAGCCGAUGGCCUGGCCUAACACACCCUCGAGACCUCUGCAAUGCAAUCCAAUGGAUGCCACGCACAGCACAGCACAGCCGAUCGAUGAGAUCAGCUGAGGGACUGACUGGACUGCGUGGGGGUGUUUGUUUGGUUGUGUGCUUACGGGAUGAGCGCAUGCCACAAAGGCGUGCAGACGACAGCCGCGACCAUCACGAGCGAGGCGAGACCACCAGCCGACAU